GAGCAUUUUCAGGCAGGCAGGGAGUUUGGCUGUGUGAACUUAAAGUCAAACAAUGGCUGCUACCACCCGGAGAACCAGGAAAAAAAGCCAGGUGCAUCGAAGGCCACGGUACAGGACACAGUAUAGGCAGAGAAGGCCCAGAGGGGGAAAGAUACCUGGGAGGCGUGCAAAGCAUGGCCAUGGAAAGAAGCUCCCUGACAGAAGGCCCUCCAAGAAAGCACAGAAACUGCGGCUUGACAGUGUUCGAAUGACCAAUGAGGCCCAGAACAUCCUUCAUUUCUGUGUGCAUGACCUCUACAAGAAGGUGUCCUUGGCUGCUGAGCGCUUGAGGAAAAAGAAGCGCCAUGUCUCUAUUACUGUCUCGGAUGUAAGAAAUGCCCUGAAAAAGAUCAUGCCAAGGAAGUAUGACAGAAAGUCUGUAUCCUCCAUUUCCUGCAAAUGCCGUUAGAGACAUCUCUCCCCUUUCCUGUGACAGGCUUAGAAAUGAAGAAAGAAGGGAAAGGGGGGAAGCACUAGCCUGAGAGAAAAUCCAGUACUUUGCCUGCCUGAAAAAACACCACCUUCAAAUUUCCAAGCAAUCCUGUAACCUACCUUUUUAUUACUGGAUCAACAUCACCACUAAUAAUGAACUUGAGGAAGGGCAGAAUCUGGCAUUCUGAAGAUCAUGACAAGAUGAUUAUCAUAUUGCCCUUAUGCUGACUCAGGGAGAUGGAUUAUUGGGUGUUGGAAGAAAAUGACUGUCAAGUUGUGGAAUAUCAAGGACUCUAAUCAGCCACUGUGGAGCAUGUGAGGUGUUCCCUAAAGGGAGACAUAUUCCCUUUUUCAAUAAAACAGGAUCUGUGCAGGAGAACUC
Podarcis lilfordi (Lilford's wall lizard) is the source of this 853-nucleotide messenger RNA. The record is from the annotation of a GenBank genome assembly. Lineage: Eukaryota; Metazoa; Chordata; Lepidosauria; Squamata; Lacertidae.